CGAGUUGUCUCAUCGUUACUUCCGGUUUGACAGACAGACGUGUACCAUUGAAUAACUAGAAAGUUCACUGACGUAAACAUGCCUGGAAUGCAAUUUGAAUACGAUGAAGAAGGAGGAACCUUCUUCUACUUUUUGUUUUCUAUUUGGGGACUUGUUCUCAUUCCCACUACGUAUUAUUUUUGGCCCAGGAAACCUGUAGACGAUGAAAAAGGAAAAAAGAGACGGGAGUGUAAUUGUGAUCCUUGUGUUAUAAAACGACAUCAUCUAAAGUCCAGUACAAAAUGGACCAAAAUGAAAGAGAAAAUAUUGAAAGCUGCAUUUAUAAUAGCCUGGAUAAUAUUUGCCCUCCUGGCAUACAAGGUUUCCCAGAUCCACAUUGAAUACCAGGAGUAUGAUCCGUACGGAGAACUGGGACUGGAUGUUGGAGCCACAAAAGAAGAAAUAAAGAAGGCGUACAAGAAACUCAGUUUGAAGUACCAUCCAGACAAACCCACAGGAGACCACAAAAAGUUCAUGAAAAUCGCAAAGGCUUAUACCGCAUUGACAGACGAAGAAACAAGGAAGAUUUGGGAGGAGAGUGGUGACCCUGAUGGACCAGGAGUCACAAGAUUUGGUAUAGCCCUGCCUAAGUGGAUCGUGGAGAAGCAGAAUUCUAUGUGGGUGCUGUUGGUGUACGGCCUGUUGUUUAUGGUCCUGUUACCGGUGGUUGUGGGUGUGUGGUGGUACCGCUCCAUCAAGUUCUCCAAGGACCAGGUUCUGUUAGACACCACCAGGCUGUACUACUAUUUCUUCCAGAAAAACCCAAACAUGAUUCUCAAACGAGUGAUAAUGGUUCUGGCUGGAUCUUUUGAGUUUGAUAAAUUCCACAAUGCAGAGAUCAUUGAGAGACCAAGUGACAAUGAAGAAGUCCCUAUGCUCAUUAAACGGUUGCCGAAUCUGGAUGAGAAGAAUAAGGAGAAGCCCCUGUGUUAUCCUUACAGUGUCAAGGCCAGGGCUCUCCUCCAUGCUCACUUCCAGAGACUUGACCUACCCCCCGACACACUGGCUGUUGACCAAGUCUUUGUGGUGAAGAAGUGUCCUUACCUGAUCAAUGAAAUGGUGAAUGUGAUUGCACAGCUUGUGGCUGGAGCUCACAGAAAUGCGGUUCAGUACAUGCCACGGCUGGAGACUGUGGAGAACUGUAUGAAACUGUCCCAGAUGUUGAUACAGGGCGUGGACCAGAGAACCAGUCCUCUCUUACAGCUGCCUCACCUCACACAGGACAUGCUGAAACACUUCACCACCAAAAAGAGACAUAUUCAGAGAAUUCGUGAUUUGAUUGGCAUGAAGGAGGAAGAUCGACGCUCACUUCUACGACAUAUGACAUCAGAUGAAUAUCGUGACAUCAUCAACGUCUGUGCAUCGCUACCAUACGUUAAGAUGGAAGUUCACUCAACAGUUUUGGAUGACGAGGACACUACAAUCACCGCUGGCUCUAUUGUAACGGUUAAUGUGACCUUGACACGACAGAUGAUGGAGGUGCUAUUUGACAAGGAAGAUCUGUCUCAUGCUGAUGAGGAACGCGAGAGUUUGGCCAUUACCAGCGAGGAAACGGAUGCCAAUAAAGAGCAGCAGGAAAAUGAGACUGAAGAAAAUAACGAAGCAAACCAGAAAAAUCCAGUCUGGCAGAAACCGAAGAAACAGGCCAAGAAAAAGGGAGGCAAUCAAAAGAGCAAAAAGGUCAAACAGGUGUACAAUUGGAAGGUCGCCGCAGCAGCACACGCAGCAUCAAGCGAGAAGAAGGAGACAAAGGUGGAGGCUGAAAAACAGGGUAACGACUUGGCAAUCAGAGAUGAAGAGGAGCGAGAGGAAAAUGAAAAUGACUCCGAGAGGGCUGAAACUGACGAGGAGACCAAUGCAUCAGAUGGUGAAGACCGAGCGACAGACAAACAGGAAUCCACAGCAACACACGAGGAGGACGAGGAGCAAUGGAAGAGGUAUCAGGAGGAGGCCAAGAAAGAACAGCAGCUGGACACCAAGGUCAAGGAGAGUCACCCCGUCCACUGUCCGUACUACGGCGAGGAGAAGCAGGAGGGAUGGUGGUUGUAUGUCUGUGAUAAGAGGUCCCACAUGUUGAUUACAGCCCCUGUACAGAUCCUGACCCUUAAAGAUACAGAAGAGUUGACCCUGAAGUUCUCCGCCCCCCUGAAGCCUGGAUUAUAUGCCUAUACUGUGAUGCUUAGAUCAGACUGUUACGUCGAUUUUGACCAGUCCAAGAAUAUCAGGCUGGAUGUGAAGGAAGCGAAGGUGGUGGAAGACCAUCCCCAGUGGAACAUCUCGGACGACGAAGACAAGGAUAAGGACGACGACACGGACUCGGACUAUUCUACGGAGAUGGAGGAUUCGGACGAUGACUGAGAGAAGUCAUACAGUAAUUGAAGACGUUGAUGAGGAGGAAUUUUAAAGUUGUGUCAAAUUAAGAAAUUCUGUUAGUGUCGUAUCGAUGGCAAAACACAAUGUGUUUUAAGGGGAGAGCACCAUGGUCGUAAAAUUGUUCAAAUUUUCACUGGAAGAUGUCAUUGUAGGCUAAAACUGUGAUAAGAAAGAGUAUGAAGAAUGAAGAAUUGUCAGUCAUUCAGAUGACAUUGUGUUUGAGGAGGAGAGCUAUCAGGCAGGAGAUUUAUUGAAAUUGUGGACAUUUUGUAUCAGUAUUGUAUUUUGUCUUUACAUAUGUGUGUUUGGUUUGUGCCAUUUUCUUUGUAAGUUCAUUGUCAGAAUUUGUUGUCUUGUUAUAUAGAAUUUUAUUUUCAUUGGCAGUGUAGUCCUCAGAAAAAAAAGUUAUGUAAACAUGGUGCUCUCCUUUUUAAUCAUAGUGUCAGCUGAACAAGCCACAAGCUGUGAAAUAAAAAUGAAUUGUGGUCACUUGUGGCGAGUUGAUGUUGUGAACCAGUUUUCUACUUGUUCAUGUACUGUAAAUGUCUGUUCACACAAAACAUUUGUUCACAGGAGCUAGGUUUUACUCAGCAAUAUACAUGUACACUGAUCAUUAAAGAUAGGCAUACACACCAAUGGCUGUCUGUUUGAAUAGUGCAAAGUACAUCGUCCAUCGAAAUAAUUAAGUGAUAUGAUGAAAUUUAUUAAUAUAUUUACAUUAAUAACAUCAAUUUUUCAGAACUGAUUACUUGAAGCAACAUUGUUCUAAAUCUUUGAAAACUACUGCAUUUAAACUUUCAUUGGAAUAUUUUAUAAGUUUCUUGGUCUCUUAUUUUAGCUAAGGGUCAUUAACUAUAUAUGUAUUUUAAAUAUGAUUUAUUAUUUACUAGUCAUGUGUAUGCAUGUUGAUGUUAUUUUUCUUCCAGAACAUGUUUUCAUGACAGGUUAUGUUUGAACAAUUUUGUGACAAAAUAUUAUGGCUUUUUUUAUUAUUAUUAUUAUACAAUAUCACAGAUUAAGGAGGAACAACACACUAGAAAAAUUUGAUGUGGAUGGAAAGUGUGGGAUAUGUACAAUGAUAUUUUGAAAUUGAAAAAUUUCAAAUUUACUUCAUUUAGUGAAGAAAUACAGUUUUAGUAGCAAGUGAUCUGUAAAAAUAUUUUAAAGACCGCUGCUAGACUUGAACUCGUGAACUACAGAUCAGCAGUCAGCACGUAAAUCGACUGAGCUGCCUGGCUCUCGGCAGUUAGAUUUAUACUACAGAUCAGCAGUCAACACAUAAAUCGACUGAGCUGCCUGGCUCUCAGCAAUUAGAUUUAUGUAUUGCUGAUAUUGAUAUUUUCAUUCAAGUUUCGAAACGAAGUCGACCAUUAUGAUGAUGUGUUGUUCCUCCUUAAAUGUCUUAUGUUGAAUAAGAAUUGAACCAGUGUGAAUGACUUUUCUCAGAAUGGACAACGGAUUCAAAUUAUGCAUUUUGUACGGAUUUCAAUGAACAGCUGACUAAGUGUUCAUAGACUGUGUUUAUCAUUAUGGUGGACAGUGUACAUGCAUGUGUAGAUAUUUCAUUGCUGAAAUCGAUUUCCUGGUUUUCCCGAGAUACAAUGUAUCGGAUUUACUUCUAGAGUUGGGGAAAAAUAAUCACCAUGUACGCACAUCAUGUUUGUUACACAGGGGUCACGUGAUCAUCUCCUGUCUCGUUCAUGUGCCGCUUCAAUCAAUCUCAAACAUGCACUCUAAUCGCAAUGGUAAAAAUACAAAGUUUUAUUUUUCUAUUGAAUAUCAUAGUUUAUUUGAUUGUCUUUUGUAUGGAAUUUCAUGUUAUGCAUGGUGACUGUAUGAUCAAAUUAGUACAGCUACAUGAUGAAAUUUUUUUUUAAAAACACUAUGUUAAAAAUAAAAUAAAAUGACAGUUCUGAAUGUUUUUUGUAAAGAUAGCGAUGAUUUCCUUGUAAAUAUCAUAAAAACAGUUUCACAACAAAGCUAUUGCAUGUGUGUACAUACAAAUCAAUAAAUCAAUUGUCAUCGGCAUUAAACUCGAAAACAGUCAAAGGUACAUUUCAAUGCAAUUAAUGUACAAAAAUUUUCAAAUGCAUUUUCAUUUGACAAAGUAUUUCUAUUUUAUGCAUUAGGUCAGUGUAUUUUUGCAACAUUCUGAGAUUUUUUUUCCAGUGACUUUGUAUGGAUUUAUUUAAUUCAUUAUUUAUUUGAUAUGUGCAUUUCAUUCCUGGAACAACUUCUCAUAUCAUAAUCAUAAAAUGAAAAGGUUGAUGUCAAUGAUAUGUAUCAUUUAAUGAUAAAAUUGUUAUAUAUAUAUAUUAUGUAUUUGCUUCUUGUGGAGAGAGGAAAUAAAAAUAAUUUCAUGGUAA
Ostrea edulis (European flat oyster) is the source of this 4778-nucleotide messenger RNA. RefSeq names its product translocation protein SEC63 homolog. Gene Ontology annotation, cellular component: Sec62/Sec63 complex. Gene Ontology annotation, molecular function: transmembrane protein transporter activity; RNA binding. Gene Ontology annotation, biological process: post-translational protein targeting to endoplasmic reticulum membrane; SRP-dependent cotranslational protein targeting to membrane. The record is from RefSeq and is a predicted model, not a curated record. The coding region runs from base 79 to 2397 and encodes 772 amino acids. The transcript is spliced from 19 exons. NCBI's taxonomy places the organism in Eukaryota, Metazoa, Mollusca, Bivalvia, Ostreida, Ostreidae.